This is a messenger RNA of Alternaria metachromatica, 273 nucleotides long. RefSeq lists its product as uncharacterized. NCBI's taxonomy places the organism in Eukaryota, Fungi, Ascomycota, Dothideomycetes, Pleosporales, Pleosporaceae. The transcript is spliced from 2 exons. The coding region runs from base 1 to 273 and encodes 90 amino acids. The record is from RefSeq and is a predicted model, not a curated record.
AUGAAAGAACAAGAUGGGAAAAUUGCAUACUGCAAAGUGAGAACGAAGGAAGAAAUCGAGGCGGACAGAAAAGAAAGAAUUGAGAACGGCGAAGAGCCGCGAAACUACGAUGACGUUGGGCUAGAAGUCUGGGCGACAAGAGACCCCGACAUAGUAGAUGCCGCCUUCCGAGACAGUCUGGCAAAAGUUCGCGCGAUCGAAGCUGCAGAGAAAACUGCAUCCGAAAAAGCCAAGCGAGACGGGAUGGAGAAAGCCGAAGAGCUCGAGGACUGA